Molecule: messenger RNA, 2065 nt
Organism: Dioscorea cayenensis subsp. rotundata (Guinea yam)
Lineage: Eukaryota; Viridiplantae; Streptophyta; Magnoliopsida; Dioscoreales; Dioscoreaceae
Product: glucose-6-phosphate 1-dehydrogenase, chloroplastic-like
Exons: 10
Coding region: 89-1882 (597 amino acids)
Biological process (GO): glucose metabolic process; pentose-phosphate shunt, oxidative branch
Cellular component (GO): chloroplast stroma
Molecular function (GO): NADP binding; glucose-6-phosphate dehydrogenase activity
Source: RefSeq, a predicted model, not a curated record
UGCACUCAAUGUUGGCCUUUCCCAAGUCCUCAAAAUCCUCUUCGUUCAUUCUAACGUUCUGAAAGGAAGGGUGAGGAGCAAGAGAGCAAUGGCCCUUUCAUGCCCGAAAUGUCCCUCCUCUUCCUACUUUGCCCCCGGCCCUUCUCGCCAUCACCGAAGCAUGGCUUCUUCUUCGAUUUCAUCCAUUCAAUCUCCCGCAAGACGCUAUUUUGUGAAGAGGAGCGCCUUCGGAUCCGCCUGUAGCCGCCACUGGAACGUUGUUUACAUGCGGGAAGCCUCAACUAAGGAACCUGUGACUACGAAGAAGGAAGUUCCAUUGAAGAAUGCGGGGAAUGGCUCAGUGCUGAAGAUAUCUUCGGAGGAACUUAGAAAUUUAGGAGGGAUUAAUGUUAGUGAGAAGGAGACUACUGUUAGUAUUACUGUGGUUGGAGCCUCUGGAGACCUUGCUAAGAAGAAGAUAUUCCCUGCACUCUUUGCACUUUAUUAUGAAGAUUGCCUCCCAGAGCAUUUUACGAUUUUUGGUUAUGCUCGAAGCAAAAUGACAGAUGCUGAACUUAGAAGCAUGGUCAGCAAAACACUGACUUGUAGAAUAGAUAAAAGGGAGAAUUGUAGUGAUAAGAUGGAACAGUUUCUAAAACGAUGUUUCUACCAUUCGGGUCAGUAUGACUCAGAAGAUAAUUUUGCAGAAUUAGAUAAGAAGUUGAAAGAGCAUGAGGCUGGGAGGCUCUCAAACCGAUUAUUUUACUUAUCAAUUCCUCCGAAUAUAUUCAUAGAUGUUGUAAAAUGUGCCAGUACAUCUGCUUCUUCUGCAAAUGGCUGGACAAGAGUAAUAGUUGAGAAACCAUUUGGUCGGGACUCUGAAUCUUCUGCUGCUUUGACAGGAGGCCUAAAGCAGUAUCUAAAUGAGGACCAGAUUUUUAGAAUUGAUCAUUACUUGGGGAAAGAACUGGUUGAAAACCUAUCUGUUCUCCGGUUUUCCAAUCUUGUGUUUGAACCUUUAUGGUCAAGGCAGUACAUUAGAAAUGUACAAUUGAUAUUCUCUGAAGAUUUUGGCACUGAAGGGCGUGGAGGAUACUUUGACCACUAUGGUAUCAUCAGAGAUAUAAUGCAGAAUCAUCUACUUCAGAUACUAGCUUUAUUUGCCAUGGAAACUCCUGUCAGUUUGGAUGCGGAAGACAUUAGGAAUGAAAAGGUGAAAGUUCUCCGUUCCAUGAGGCCAUUGCAGGUGGAAGACGUCGUGGUAGGGCAGUAUAAAAGCCACACAAAGGGUGGUGUUACAUAUCCAGCUUAUACUGAUGAUAAGACCGUGCCAAAUGACAGUGUUACUCCAACAUUUGCUGCUGCUGCUUUGUUUAUAGAUAAUGCUAGAUGGGACGGAGUUCCAUUUCUCAUGAAAGCAGGAAAAGCUUUGCACACUAAGCGAGCGGAAAUUCGAGUGCAGUUUAGGCAUGUUCCGGGAAAUUUAUACAAGAAGAGUUUUGGGACCGAUCUUGACCGUGCUACAAAUGAGUUGGUCAUUAGAGUACAACCUGACGAGGCUAUUUACUUGAAGAUCAACAACAAGAUUCCCGGUUUAGGGAUGCGAUUGGAUCGCAGCAAUUUGAAUCUGCAUUACGCUGCAAGAUACUCAAAAGAGAUCCCCGACGCAUAUGAGAGGCUUCUACUAGAUGCAAUUGAAGGUGAGCGGAGGCUUUUCAUCCGCUCCGAUGAAUUGGAUGCUGCAUGGGUGCUCUUCACACCUUUGCUGAAAGAAUUGGAAGAGAAGAAGAUCGCUCCGGAACUUUACCCUUACGGGAGCCGAGGCCCUGUUGGAGCUCACUACCUUGCUGCGAAAUAUAAUGUCAGAUGGGGUGAUCUUGGUUCCGACCAUUAUCAAGUAUAAUUCAACAGCAGGCGAAAAUGUCACAGUGAUGAACAACUCAUCAAUACACACAAUUUGAUCAUUCCUUUUAAGUUUGGAUUUUUAUGGCAUGCUUCUUAGUUCAUCUCACAGAGGCUUGUUUUGGUUCUCUUCUUCUUGUUCUCCCUGUCGUAAUCCAAUAAUAAGAGACUCAAUUUUUCUCUU